AUGUCUUCCACUGUUACCCAAACUAUGAACAAUAAUCCCACUGAAAAAGUGACAUUCACAGCAUCCAACAGUCAAGCAGACUUUGACUUGCUCGACAUCUUCUCCAACGACAUGGACUUCGAACAAGCUUACGAUAUGUACAACAACUUGCAAGAGAAAAACGCCAUGGGGUCAUUCGAACAAUUACAAAAAGUCCAAGCAUUGAACCAGCAAUACGUCUCAAACUUACAACCACCAUCGUCGGCACAGUUCCCAGACCAGUUUGCUUACGAAAGAGCCCAAAUCCUAAAUGGCGAAUACAACAAACAAUCAGGACUCAUGAACGAUGCCACGAACAAAAACUACUCAUUCAACGACGACACGUUUGACCAAUUCUUUACCAACACCGAAUCCAACGCAUUAGAAAAGUUUUUAGACAAUUUGGCCAACCCCGUUGCUUCAGUUAACCCAUUACAGUUCUACAACAACACAAGAACUUCUGUGCCCGAUGAAGAUGUCGAUUUGAGUUUUGAAUUGCACACCAUGAAAGUGCCGCAACAGUUUAAACCACGAAGCCAAAGUCUCGAGCACAACCCACCACUACAACAGAAAGUAAGAUUCACUGAAGAGGAACACGCUGCUUUAAAGCAAGAGUUGACAGAAGCAUUUGCUCACCCAUGUACACAACUACCAUCACCAAGCACAACCGAAUACAAACCCAAACCCACCACCCCCAAAGUUGUCAAGCAAUUUGUCACGCCACCAAAUUCUGGAGACGAGCUGAGAAAGAGAAACAGCGACAUCGAAAGCGACGAGAGCGAAGAAGAAACCACCCCCACCACCAAAAAGAGAAAGAGAACAUCUAGCAAGCCAUUGCUUAGCGUUGAACAAAAACGAUUAAACCACUCCCAUUCAGAACAGAAAAGACGCCAGUUGUGCAAAUUCGCCUACCAACGCUGUCUCGAAUUGAUAAUAGACCUAGACGCAUUCAACAAGCUACCUGAACUAAACGAAAGCGAACGCAAAUCAAAACGUGCACGAGUUAAUAAAGAUGGAUUACCCAAUUUGAGUAAACACAACGCCUUGAUAAGAAUCAGCAAUGAAAUGAUUCUAAUCAAAUCAAUGAACGACAGUUUAAAGAAAUUAAUAGAAAAUAGGUAG
Molecule: messenger RNA, 1140 nt
Organism: Candida albicans SC5314
Lineage: Eukaryota; Fungi; Ascomycota; Pichiomycetes; Serinales; Debaryomycetaceae
Gene: INO2
Product: Ino2p
Exons: 1
Coding region: 1-1140 (379 amino acids)
Source: RefSeq, a predicted model, not a curated record